AAGCAAUUAUUAGGGGAGCCUUUAUUUGCUUUUCUGGUUUUUAAUUAAAUUGUUUUAUGUAAACACUAUUAAUUGAAAGACAAGAAAUUGAUGUUAAAAACUUAACUAUUUAGUUAGAAGAAGGACAAAAAGCUUUGCUGGCUUUUUCACUCUCGAUCGGCAAGCAGUUGAAUCAGCUGACAGUUUGUUUACUUCAUUUGUUUGUUUUCAAUUCUUCGGUCGGUGUGAUGGAGAAUAUAAAUGAAGAUAUUUGGAUAAACAUUCUUCGGUUCUUGCCUUUGAGUGAUCAGUUGUCACUGGCCCAAGUCACUGAAAGUAUCUACUGCUACGUUAAGUACCACUGGAAACAUCUUAAGUCAGUGACUGUGACCCGAGAUGACCUUGAAUUUCUGGAUAGGAAUGAGCAAAAGAUGCAGGAAUGCCUGGGCGGCUGGUCAAGAUCGGUUCAGUGGCUCAAACUGAGCGGGUGCAGCAGGGAUCUGCUCAGGAAGUGGACUACCUUCAGCUUUCCCCAUCUGCGAUCGCUGGACUGCCACAUGGACUACAACCCCGAAAAGGACGACGAGGAGACCCUGCUUCUCACCGAGCUGUUUCCGCUCCUGACCAGCCUCACAUUGAACAGCAGCACCACCGGCUGCCAUUUGAGCCGCUGGAAGCAGCUGAAGGAGCUGAAUCUCAUCUGGUGUGAGUACCUGGACACGGACACCUUCGCGGACAUCUUCGGCAGCCUGAAGCUCGCCAAGCUGACGCUUCUCUACUACGGCUACAAUGUGAACCUGGGCGAGAAGGUGGUGGACGUAACCCGAUGCUCCACGCUGGAGGAGCUGACCAUCGACGAUCACCACCUGCUAGGCGCCUUCCUGCCCCGACUAAUGGAUCUGCCGCACUUCCGCCGCCUGGCUUUUUACACACGCGACUACAGCGAGCAUUUGCUGGCUUUGGUGGCCAGGCACCAUCCACUCAGGGUGCGAUCGCUGCUCUUCAACGACUCCUUCUGGAGCAGCGAUCGGAUAGAAAGGGAUAUUCUGCUCAUGACCAAUCUCCGCCGACUGGUUCUGCAGGAUGACGACAUUGAUUCGCAGCAGCUGCACGCCAUCUGCAAAAUGCUGCCGCAUCUGGAGGAGCUGCACCUGUUGCAGAUGCGCGAGCUGCCACCGCCCCCACCUUUGUGGAACCUUUUGGGUUCUUGUUCCGAGCUCAGGAUCCUCAACCUGUCGUCCAGCAAGCUGGGCGGGCGGGCGCAGAAACUCGAUUUGUCGCAUUUCCCUAACGAUCUGCUCAAUCGCAGAACUCCGCUGACUUUGCAUCUCCACAACACUGGCUUCAUUCCUGAAAAAGUUGUUCCUGCCAUGAAUCAUGGCAAUUUAGAAGUCUCCUUCGAGCCCGUUCAUUUGAAUAUUUGGAGUUCACGAUUUGUGGAAAUAGAAUUCAAUCCGGAAUCGAAAUUGUAAGUCAGUCCUUAAAAAUUAUCAAA
This is a messenger RNA of Drosophila gunungcola (fruit fly), 1474 nucleotides long. RefSeq lists its product as uncharacterized. NCBI's taxonomy places the organism in Eukaryota, Metazoa, Arthropoda, Insecta, Diptera, Drosophilidae. The record is from RefSeq and is a predicted model, not a curated record. The transcript has a single exon. The coding region runs from base 228 to 1451 and encodes 407 amino acids.